Molecule: messenger RNA, 675 nt
Organism: Linum tenue
Lineage: Eukaryota; Viridiplantae; Streptophyta; Magnoliopsida; Malpighiales; Linaceae
Source: the annotation of a GenBank genome assembly
AUGGCGACGAAAUUCCCACGAUCGUCGGCUUGGGCUCUAUAUUUCGUCUCUAUGGUUGUUCUGACGCCUCCUCGCUACUGCUCCUCCGUUCGAAUUGUUCCUCCGGCUGUGUUCGUGUUCGGGGGAACUCUAGUCGAUGCCGGAACCAACGCUUUCUUGCCUUACAGCACGGCAAUUGCGGCCAACUUCCCCUUCUACGGGAUCGAUUUCUUUGAUUCUGUGCCUCACGGCAGAUUCUCCAAUGGCCGCGUUGUCGCCGACGAAGUUGCUAGGAGAAUUGGUUUUGAAAUGAGCCCGCCGUCGUUCCUCUCCUUGGUAGCCGGCGGUUACCCUUCCUACAAAUUCAACCGGACUAUAACAAGCCGUGGGGUCAAUUUCGCUUCAGCAUUCUCCGGCAUUCUCUCCUCAACCGGUCGCGCUUAUGGUCAAGUGGUGCCAUAUCCAGAGCAGGUCCGGCAGUUCUCGACGUCGGUGGCCGGAAACCUCACAGCUGUACUGGGGCAACCGGGUUCCGCCAAUUUUAUUCGCCAGUCUUUCUUUCUAUUCAGCGUUGGAGUCGGUGAUACGGUGGAGUACAUACAGAAUCUCACCGCCGGCCGUCCCUAUUAUCGCUCCGAUGACCUCUUCCUCGACGCGUUGAUAUCCCAAUUCGUCGGUGGUCUUCUGGUAACCUGA